This is a messenger RNA of Galleria mellonella (greater wax moth), 3706 nucleotides long. It is a transcript of the gene dre4, whose product is annotated as FACT complex subunit spt16. Gene Ontology annotation, molecular function: nucleosome binding. The transcript is spliced from 17 exons. The record is from RefSeq and is a predicted model, not a curated record. Gene Ontology annotation, biological process: positive regulation of transcription elongation by RNA polymerase II; transcription elongation by RNA polymerase II. Bases 126 to 3494 code for a protein of 1122 amino acids. Gene Ontology annotation, cellular component: FACT complex. Lineage: Eukaryota; Metazoa; Arthropoda; Insecta; Lepidoptera; Pyralidae.
GACUGACGCCCGCCAUUCUUGUUUGCUGUCAAAAGCUGUAAUGUUAAAUUAUACAUAAGUUUUCUUAUUUGAGGAGUCGUUUAAUAAGAUAUUGUUAGUAAUUUUAAUUUCUUUUACUUUAAAAAAUGUCAAAUAUAUCACUUGAUAAGGAAACUUUCUACCGUCGCAUGAAAAAGCUGUAUGCAGCAUGGAAGGCUGCUGCAGCUGAUCCCAAAAGCGAGGAUGCUUUGGCCAAAGCCGAUUGUCUUGUAUCGUGUGUUGGUGUGGAUGAAGAUACUCUUUACAGCAAAUCAACAGCACUACAGACAUGGCUAUUUGGGUAUGAGUUACCAGAUACAAUAACAGUCCUCACAGAGCACAGCAUGUGUUUCCUUGCCAGUAAAAAGAAAAUUGAAUUUCUUCGACAAAUUGAGAAUGGAAAAGAUGAAACAGAAUUACCUCCAGCAAAACUUCUUAUUAGGGAUAGAAAUGACAAAGAUAAAGAGAACUUCAAUAAACUUAUACAAGAAAUUAAAAAAUCAAAAUCAGGAAAGUCUCUAGGUGUAUUUGCUAAAGAUAAUUAUCCUGGUGAAUUCUGUGAAAGUUGGAAGACAGCGAUGAAGGGUGAAAAAUUUGAAAAUAUUGAUAUCAGUUCAUCAGUUGCUCUUCUUAUGGCACCCAAAGAAGAUCCAGAAGUAAUCACAGUGAAAAAGGCUUGCUUGGUGACUGUUGAUGUUUUUACAAAAUAUUUAAAAGACCAAAUUAUGGAAAUCAUUGAUUCAGAUAAGAAAGUGAAACAUUCAAAACUUGCGGAGGGAGUUGAAGCUGCGAUAUCAGAUAAGAAAUAUGUCACAGGGGUAGAUACAAGUCAAGUUGAUAUGUGUUAUCCACCAAUUAUACAGUCAGGGGGAAAUUAUAGUCUCAAGUUCAGUGCUGUAUCCGAUAAAAAUCAUUUGCAUUUUGGUGCUAUAGUGUGUUCUCUAGGAGCAAGAUACAAGUCAUAUUGUUCUAACAUUGUUCGUACAUUGCUGGUCAAUCCUACUGACGAAGUUCAGAGUAAUUACAAUUUCCUCUUGAAUUUGGAAGAAGAGGUUAUGAAACACCUUGUGGCUGGUACAAAACUGUCAGCAGUGUAUGAGGCAGGUUUGGCACUAGCAAAGAAAGAAAAACCUAAUCUGGUGGAUAAUCUUACAAAAACAUUUGGAUUUGCCAUGGGCAUAGAGUUUCGGGAAAGCUCAAUUGUGAUUGGGCCAAAAACUUCAAUUGUUGCUAAGAAGGGCAUGGUGUUUAACAUUAACAUUGGCUUGGCUAACUUGCAAAACAGCGUAGCUACUGAUAAGGAAGGAAAGACAUAUGCACUAUUCAUUGGUGACACAGUGUUGGUAAAUGAGGAACAGCCUGCUUCCCUUCUCACACAGUCUAAAAAGAAGAUCAAGAAUAUUGGUAUAUUCUUAAAGGAUGAUGAUGAAGAAGAAGAGGAAGAAAAGGAAAACAAGACUGAGAUACUUGGAAGAGGCAAAAGGACAGCUGUUAUCGAAUCGAAGCUUCGCACAGAGCAUUCAUCAGAGGAGAAACGCAAGGAGCACCAAAGGGAACUCGCCAUAGCAUUGAACGAAAAAGCUAAGGAACGUUUGGCCAAGCAGUCCAGUGGGAAAGAUGGAGAAAAGAUUAGGAAAAGUACAAUUUCAUAUAAGAGUGUCAGUCAAAUGCCCAGAGAGAAUGAAGUGAAGGAACUUAAAUUGUAUGUUGAUCGAAAGUAUGAGACAGUGAUUCUGCCGAUAUUCGGCGUACCAGUACCAUUCCAUAUUUCAACGAUAAAAAACAUAUCGCAAUCGGUAGAAGGCGAUUACACGUACCUCAGGAUUAAUUUUUUCCACCCUGGAGCAACAAUGGGGAGAAACGAAGGAAACUAUGCACAACCAGAUGCUACUUUUGUAAAAGAAGUCACAUACCGAAGUACAAACACUAAAGAACCAGGCGAGAUAUCGCCGCCGUCCUCGAAUCUCAACACAGGCUUUAGACUCAUCAAAGAAGUACAGAAAAAGUUUAAAACGCGAGAGGCAGAGGAAAGAGAGAAAGAAGAUUUAGUGAAACAAGACACUUUGGUUCUCUCACAAAGCAAAGGCAACCCGAAACUGAAAGAUCUGUACAUCAGACCCAAUAUUGUCACAAAGAGAAUGAGUGGUUCUUUAGAGGCACAUUCGAACGGAUUCCGGUUCACGUCAGUCAGAGGCGACAAAGUCGAUAUCCUGUACAACAAUAUAAAGAACGCAUUCUUCCAGCCGUGUGAUGGAGAAAUGAUUAUAUUGUUGCAUUUUCAUUUGAAGCAUGCUAUUAUGUUUGGUAAAAAGAAACACGUAGACGUGCAGUUUUAUACAGAAGUGGGUGAGAUUACGACAGAUUUAGGCAAACACCAGCACAUGCACGACCGCGACGACCUGGCAGCCGAACAGAGCGAGCGUGAGCUGCGUCACAAGCUGAAGGUCGCCUUUAAGAGUUUCUGUGAGCGUGUCGAGAACAUGACCAAGCAAGAAGUGGAGUUCGACACACCCUUCAGAGAGCUAGGCUUCCCCGGUGCACCAUUCCGCAGCACAGUCCUCUUGCAACCUACAUCAGGCGCACUCGUCAACCUAACCGAGUGGCCGCCAUUUGUCAUAGCGCUCGAAGAUGUAGAACUGGUUCAUUUCGAGAGAGUACAAUUCCACCUCAAAAAUUUCGAUAUGGUGUUUGUGUUCAAAGAUUAUGCAAAGAAAGUCGCAAUGGUAAACGCUGUCCCUAUGAAUAUGUUGGAUCACGUCAAAGAAUGGCUCAAUUCGUGCGACAUCCGCUACUCUGAAGGUAUACAGUCUUUGAACUGGACGAAAGUCAUGAAGACCAUCACCGACGACAUUGAAGGCUUCUUUGACAACGGUGGCUGGUCAUUCUUAGACCCGGAAUCUGAUGCUGAAAAUGCUGAACAGGAGGAAGAUUCGGAGGAGGAAGACGAUGCUUAUGAGCCGACGGACGCCGAGUCGGAGGAGGAGUCCGACGACGAUUCAGAGUAUGAUUCGGAGGCUUCUGACGAGUCUGCUGGUUCAGGCGAUAGUGAAGAGGAAGAUGAGGAAUCCGGUAAGGAUUGGUCAGAUUUAGAGCGCGAGGCGGCCGAAGAAGACAAGAAGGAACGUAACUACGACCGGGAGGACUUCGACCGCAAACGCAAGGGCGGUCGCGACCAUCCUCGCUCGUACGGCUCGGAUGAGGGAAAUAGAAAGAAGAGCAAACACGACAAACAUGACAAACACAAAAGUUCCAGUCAUAAGAGUUCGAGUCAUAAGAGCCCAUCUAAACAUAGUAGCAGCAGUCCCUCAAAGAAUCGCGAUAAGCACCACAAAUCUCAUCACUCAAGCGACCACAAGUCAUCACAUAGCAAGUCUAAUGGGGACCACAAGAAGCAUUCAAGCGAUCAGAAAUCUCACAAGCGCUCCCGCGACGACAGCCGGGAACACGGCCGCAGCCCCAAGAAAGCAAAGAAAUAAACAGCUGAAAUAAUUUGUUUGGAUUAUAUACGGGUUCCAAUCUCUACACGCGGCUCGAGAGACAGUUCCAUAACGAGUUAAUUCCUAUCCAAUGUCCGUCUGCAUAAUGUUCAAAUCUGAUUGCCUGAAUGUUUAUAUGUAUGUAGAGUGAUUUUGAAUUCCAACGAUAAUUGUAAUUUAAUUAAAGCAACAAAAUAAAUGUAAGGAUUUAU